CCAAAUACCAUAAAACCACUACUUAAAUCCAAAAGGGACAAAGUCCCAAAUGCUUAAUUUCUACAUUAAUAACCAAACAAGUAGUACAUUACAACAGAAUGCCGUGAAUCUGAUGGGGCUGCAGGUCAAUACCAACACGUGCAUGUAGCCCACAUGGCGUUAGCGCCACCAGGUACAAAGCAUCUGCUUAAUUUUACGAAUUUAAUAAGAUUCUUCAACAUUGCGUAAGCAGAAGAUAACAACAGUCGUUAAUAAACUACCCCUGUUUGGAUUUUAUUGCAUUAGAACUUGAAGCUGGAGAGUCACAUUAGCAUGGGUUAGCACAGACACACCACGUGUUUCUCCAGCGGAUCAAAUACUCAGCGAGUGCCACUUUUAAAACUGAUCAACAUCUCAUAACACUGCGAUCGUUACCAGGACAUCGAUCCUAAACACUAACGAGAGAUGCGCAGAGCAGUUACAAGAUGUCUGAUGCUGGUGUGUGUUGUUGCUCUUCUGGCCGAGCAGGCAGAGGGACACAUCGCUUUCUUCAGCCCUAAAGAGAUGAGAGAGCUCAAGGAAAAGGAGGGAAGGAGGGAUGCUGAUCUAAGAGCAGAGGGGGUCUUUAUUGAUGAAAUGUCUCCAGAUGGAGAUGAGUCAGUGGGCCAGCCUGUGGAAAUAGGACUGAAGCUGACUGCUAAAAAGGGCCAGAUCGGAUCUGCUUUUGGUAAGAUGCUGCAGAGCAUCAUAGAAGAGCCAGAGACCGUGAAAUAAGACCAGCAUUUUUAUCUGCAUUCUUUGACUAUUGCAGCCUGAUGAUUCAACAUUUGUUGCAAGCACACGUUUUGUCUACGAAUGUAAUAAAAUUUAAAUAAAAAUAAAUUGCAUGCAAAUUCAGUUUCUUGUCAUAUAUAUAUAUAUAUAUAUAUAUAUAUAUAUAUAUAUAUAUAUAUAUAUAUAUAUAUAUAUAUAUAUAUAUACAGUAUUGUAACUCUGGUAUUGUCUCAAACUGGAUUUAAACGGUUAAAACAACAUGCUAAAUUAAUAUUUUAAUUUUUAUACUCUUAUUUUGCCUCUAAAUUUAAAUACUUUGUUUCCAGUGAUACUAGAUUAAAACAUACUGUCAUUUAAUAUACCAAAUGGUUAUUGUAAAAUCAUGCUUUACAUUUUACUAUGAAACCCUGCAAUGUGCACUGCAGAAGACUCACCAAGGCUACAUUGAUUUGAUCCAAACUGCAGUAAAAUCAGUAACAUUGUGUAAUAUUAAUACAAUUUAAAAUAUUUAAAAAUGUAAUUUCUUCCUGUGAUGGCAAAUCUGAGUUUUCAGCAGCCAUUACUCUAGUCUUCAGUGUCACAUGAUCCUGCUAGUUAUGUUCGUGGAAACAUAGUGCUUUUUCAGGAUUAUUUGAUGUAUAUGUCUAUCAGCUUAAUGCAUACUUUCUGAAUAAAAUUAUUCCCUUAAGAAAUCA
Carassius gibelio (silver crucian carp) is the source of this 1448-nucleotide messenger RNA. RefSeq names its product motilin-like (gene mlnl). Bases 445 to 753 code for a protein of 102 amino acids. The record is from RefSeq and is a predicted model, not a curated record. NCBI's taxonomy places the organism in Eukaryota, Metazoa, Chordata, Actinopteri, Cypriniformes, Cyprinidae. The transcript is spliced from 5 exons.